AUGGAUGGUGCUGGGGCAUCUUCUGAAUCUGGGUCUGCUGCGUCAAGUCUGAAAUCUAUGGAAAAUGGGUGUUCUGGCAGGGAUGAUGGGUGCCCAAAGCAAGUGUCGCCUCUUAGAGGUGGUGGGUCGAGGAAUACGAGUCCUUUGGGUUGUGUAAGAUCAAGAAACACUAGCCCUUCGAGGCAGAAGGUAGUUAAGACAAAACCGCGAGGGCUAGAUGAGGAAACGGCUUCUACUUUUGGUAAAGCAAUUCAUCCUGAUGUUCAAAUGGAGGAUAAUAUAUGGGCAAUGUUGCCAGAGGACUUGUUGAAUGAGAUAUUAGCUAGGGUUCCCCCAUUUAUGAUAUUUAGGCUCCGGUGUGUUUGUAAGCGGUGGAAUACAAUUCUACAAGAUAGAAGUUUUCUUAAGUUCCACUCGCAAGUGCCGUCUCACGGGCCUUGUCUUCUCACAUUCUGGAAGAACUCUCAGACCCCACAAUGCUCAGUCUUCAGCUUACCAUUAAAAACAUGGUACAGAAUUCCGUUCACAUUUUUGCCACAGUGGGCAUUCUGGUUGGUGGGCUCUUCUGCUGGUCUAGUUUGCUUUUCUGGGCUUGAUGGCUUAAGUUUUAAAACCUUGGUUUGUAACCCUCUUACACAAACUUGGAGGACAUUGCCAAGUAUGCAUUAUAAUCAGCAAAGGCAGCUGAUAAUGGUUGUUGAUAAGAAGGACCGGUCAUUUAAAAUUAUAGCCACUAGUGAUAUUUAUGGUGACAACAAGUCGUUGCCCACUGAAGUGUAUGAUUCAAAGCUAAAUAGUUGGUCAAUUCACCAGAUAAUGCCUGCAGUUAAUCUUUGCUCCUCAAAGAUGGCAUAUUGCGACUCCAGACUAUAUUUGGAAACCCUUUCUCCACUUGGCCUAAUGAUGUACCGGUUGGACACAGGAUACUGGGAACACAUUCCAGCUAAGUUCCCACGGUCUCUAUUGGAUGGUUAUUUGGUAGCUGGCACCCAGAAGCGUCUGUUUCUAGUUGGAAGGAUUGGUCUUUAUAGUACUCUUCAGAGUAUGAGAAUAUGGGAAUUGGAUCAUACAAAAUUUAUAUGGGUGGAGAUUAGCAGGAUGCCUCCGAAGUAUUUUCGAUCUUUGUUAAGGUUAUCAGCUGAGAGAUUCGAGUGCUCUGGACAGGAUAACUUGAUUUGCUUCACAUCUUGGAACCAAGGGAAGGGCCUUCUCUAUGACGUGGAUAAGAAGGCGUGGUCCUGGAUUGCAGGCUGUGCUCUUCAGUCGUACAACAGCCAGGGAUUUGACACGGGGCUUGGUGGCUAA
Molecule: messenger RNA, 1305 nt
Organism: Prunus armeniaca (apricot)
Lineage: Eukaryota; Viridiplantae; Streptophyta; Magnoliopsida; Rosales; Rosaceae
Source: the annotation of a GenBank genome assembly